Anopheles bellator is the source of this 3199-nucleotide messenger RNA. RefSeq names its product partitioning defective 6 homolog beta (gene par-6). NCBI's taxonomy places the organism in Eukaryota, Metazoa, Arthropoda, Insecta, Diptera, Culicidae. Bases 288 to 1235 code for a protein of 315 amino acids. The record is from RefSeq and is a predicted model, not a curated record. Gene Ontology annotation, biological process: centrosome cycle. The transcript has 5 exons. Gene Ontology annotation, molecular function: protein binding.
AAGUUGGAAAAGUUACGCUCUAAUCCUUCGCAACAAAGCCUUUUCGUUCCCUGUGGCGACUACGAUCGUGUCCAGUGAUAUCGUGACAAGAAAAUCGCUAAAUUCCGGAUCUAGUGCUGGUGGUGGUGCAUACUAAUCAUUUUACACCUCGGUCCCGUGGUCCCUCUGGAGCGCGGACCAGGAAACCACCCUUUCGCGGGAUCCGUGAUCGCAACGUGCCUCGUAUUAUUGUUUGAGUAUUUGUUGUUUUGCCGUAAGUUAAAUGAGUUGUUCCGUGCGCGUCCAACAUGUCGAAAAGUAAAGCGGCCCACCCGAAGCUCGAUAGCGAUCGUGUAGAGAUAAAGUCGAAGUUCGAUGCGGAAUUCCGGCGGUGGUCGGUGAAACGGUCUGAGCAGCACUCGUUCGAGGUUUUCCAGUCGCUGAUCGAACGGCUACACCGGCUCGACCGCUCGCAUCUGCUCAUCUCCUACAUCGAUCCACGGGACAACGAUCUGCUACCGAUCAACAAUGACGACAACUUCGGGCGGGCCCUAACCACGGCACGGCCCCUGCUCCGUGUAAUCAUACAGAAGAAGGGUGAUAGUCUCGAGGAACGGACGGGUUAUGGUACGAUUAGACCUAGGAAUCUUAUCAGCAGUAUUCUGGGACAAACUCCGGUCAAGCAGAAAGGACUGGCCAUCUCCAAUCCGCACGACUUUCGGCAGGUGUCAGCAAUUAUCGAUGUGGAUAUUGUACCGGAAACGUGUCGUCGAGUGCGCCUGCUGAAGCAUGGCAGUGAUAAACCCCUCGGAUUCUACAUUCGUGAUGGCACAUCGGUUCGGGUGACGGCCAGCGGGCUGGAAAAGCUUCCCGGUAUUUUCAUCUCCCGCCUGGUACCGGGCGGAUUGGCCGAAAGCACCGGCCUACUGGCGGUGAACGAUGAGGUGCUCGAGGUGAACGGGAUCGAGGUGCUGGGCAAAACGCUCGACCAGGUCACGGACAUGAUGGUGGCGAAUAGCUCCAAUCUAAUCAUCACGGUAAAGCCGGCCAACCAGCGAACGUUGGCGCCACCGAGGCGCGGAUCGUACUCGCGCAACAGUCAGCUAUCCGGCGGUUCGCAGCAGUCCCAACAGACGACCGGCUCGGACGAGAACGAUCCGGACGACCAGGAGGACGAGGUGCGCGACCUAACCGAGGCGGUCACGCUCGAGGAAAGCAAUCUCAUCUCACAGAAGGAUGGCGUACUGCAUCUGUAAGACACUUCCCGUUCCCUCCAAAAGUCGAUCGAGAAAUCGAAUUCGACGAUCGGCUACUGUGGCGCGCCUGAUUCACACCAAUCCCGAUCGUCGCCCCAAUUGGGAUAAUUUUUUGCUUUUAACGACCGUAAAAAGCGGAAGCGGAAAAACAUUACUCAUCUACAUACUGUUCGCUGUGUUCGACAAACGAAAAACAAAAAACAAAUGUUCGGCAAGUCUCCGAGAGCAGGCAGAAGGUGCACAACAAGCAGCGAGACGAGAUUAGGGAAACACGAAAUCCUCGAACGGGUGCUGAUGCUGUUUGAAGAAGAAAUCUGCCUUUUUAAAAUAGUACUUUUUGGAGGAUGUUUUGGGCGCGGACAAACGAUGAUACACCACACGGAAGCGGACGGAGAAGUGUUACCAAAAAAAACGAAAACCGAAAAUUAGAACAAGCGAAAUGCUGGCACACCGCAUACACGGUCUCACGCUCAACAAUUGCUCAGCACUUAAUCGCCGGAAUCGCCGGGCGCACAGCAGGAUGCUGCCCUGCUUCAUCAAUACUCCCGGCGGGAGAAUCGCAAGAAGACAUUGUUUGCCGCAAAAUGACACAGACGGAAGAAGGUUGUUGCUUUUUUAGACAUUACACCGGAAGUAACAGUGUUCUAAGAACCGUGUGCCUUUCCAGUAAACAUUCCAUUUUGAGAGGCAGAGGCACCAACACAACCUCUUUUGGGUGAGUUGGCGCGAAAGUCCCAACCCUCCCGAUCACGAUCUUUAUCAAUCGAAAGAAGACCAAGAAACUGGACGCAAAGAAAGUGGCUACUGAACCGGGGGCAACGUCUAGAGCAGGAAAAUUUACACAAUUAGCAAUAAUCGAAGAAAGUGAACAAAUAGGUACCAACAUACCCAACAGAGAGUACUUAAAGUGAACGAAACAGUAGUUAUUUACCUCCAUUAAUGAUAUAGUGUAGUAGCAAACGAAACAACCGAAUUAACGCUAAUCCAUCCAUUCCUACCCGGAGCCCGUUGGGGGUUUUCACCGAUACAUUCCACACGUGCAAGUGCCUGCACAAAAGCGCCGGGACACACACCCUGAGACACGCGUUGGCCUUAAGAACGACGAUAUACCAAAUACAUUCCGAGUUAUUGUCGGCUGUUGUGUACUUAAAUCGAAACCUCACGUACUUUUGGAACGCUAAAUCUACAUUAAACAUAACAAGGAACUGGGUGCGGGCAGUAAGAUAAAAGUAUGCCUUCGUCAGUGCCCUGACUUCAAAAUGUUGCUCGUAAAGCGCUACGGUUUGCACCGUGUUUCCCGUUUCUGUAAUCAUCUCCAUUCAAUGCGAUGCGUGACGGCAGUUUAGUGAGAACCGCGACUGGACAGAGCGAGGAUCAGGCAACAAGGCCCCCGAAUGCACGGGAAAAGCGCUCGCCAACAAAAAGGGUACUGUCCUUUCCGGUCCUACACUUGCGUAACGGUUAUUAUAUUAUAUUAUACACAGUAUUUCUUUGUUAUUCGCGUAGAGUGUAGAGUGCGACAGGUACUUAGUGGGGUCCCUUCCCAAAUGAAUACAUGUUCUCCUAUUUAAAACUAGAAAAAACACACAAAAAUUCCCCAAAUUACUUUCGCGCCGUGUGUUCGUUAUACUCUACCGCUUGGAAGCGCAUCUGAAACCGUUGUAGUCCUCUGUUUUUCCUCUGGCGUGAGAUAAUUUGUAAAUCAUGACGGUUCGCCGAAUGUGACCGCCGGGUUGCCUUAUGCGAAGUAGCAAAAACAAACGGUUUAAAGCGGAACAUAAAACCACACGCGCGUUCCAUGUUGUUUAGGAAGUCGAAAACAAUAGAGAUAGAGAGGGGGAGAUAGACACAAUAUUUGCUACAAACAACCCACACUCCCUGUUGCCGUAGCUGGAUCGUUAAACAAUGCUCUUGAAAACUGUUUUCGAAAACAAAAAUAUGAAAAUAUAUUAAAUCCUUUUAUA